AUGGCCUCCGUCAACGGCCGUACCAUAAAAUCUCAACAGGCCGUCAAGCGCCGCAUCGAACACCACGAGGCCGACAUUGUGAUCAUCGGCGCGGGCAUUCUGGGCUGUGCACUUGCAGUCACACUUGGAAGACAAGGGCGAAGCGUCAUUCUGCUGGAAAAGUCACUGAAGGAGCCCGAUCGCAUCGUCGGUGAACUGCUGCAGCCCGGUGGCGUGCAAGCACUGGAGCAGCUGGGUCUGCGUGACUGUCUGGAUGAGAUCGAUGCGAUCCAGGUCAACGGAUAUUACGUCUCAUAUUUCGGAGAACCAGUCUUAAUCGACUACCCCAAAGAAGACCCCUCUUCGCCUGCGCCCCUGGGACGGUCCUUCCACCAUGGCCGUUUCGUGAUGAAGCUGCGCCAGGCAGCCCUCGACUGCCCCAACGUGACCGUCAUUGAGACCCAGGCCACAGGCCUAGUGACUUCGUCGUACACACAGCAGGUUCUCGGGGUUGAGUGUGUGACCAACGAUCUCAAGGACUGCUACUUUGCUCAGCUCACUGUCGUCGCCGACGGCUACGCCUCCAAAUUCCGCAAGACCUACCACCCGCACACCCCCAAGGCCCGGUCGAAGUUUUGGGGCCUGGAAAUGAUUGACGCCAAACUCCCUUCCCCCCACUACGGCCAUGUCCUCCUCAGCGAUAAGCCCCCCGUCCUCAUGUACCAGAUCGGCACCCACGAGACCCGCGUCCUGGUUGAUAUCCCCGAGAACCUCACAACCGCGUCGGUCAAGAAUGGUGGUGUCAAGGGCCACCUGCGAAACACCAUCCUCCCCUCCCUCCCGGAGGAGGUUCAGCCGGCCUUUGAAGCUGCGCUGGACAAGGGCCAGCUGCGGUCAAUGCCAAACUCGUUCCUGCCCGCCUCUACCAACAAAACACCCGGGCUAAUGAUUUUGGGCGACGCACUCAACAUGCGGCAUCCAUUGACUGGUGGUGGAAUGACCGUGGCGCUCAAUGAUGUCUGCUUCAUUCGUGAUUUGCUCAGUCCCGAACGCGUGCCGGACCUAGGAGACACAGCACUUGUCCUGAAACAGCUCUCGCGCUUCCACUGGAUGAGAAAGAAGUCGUCGACUGUUAUCAACAUCCUUGCACAGGCUUUGUACAUGCUAUUUGCCGCUAAUGAUGCAAAUCUCCUUGCCCUCCAACGAGGCUGCUUCCGCUACUUCCAAAUGGGCUACGUAGACGGACCCGUUGGACUUCUCGCCGGCUUGAUCAAGCAACCGCUUGUCCUCUUCAACCACUUCUUUUCCGUCGCUUUCGUUUCAAUCUGGGUCCUCUUUACCGAAACUCCUCUGACACAAUUAAUCCUGUUCCCCUACCGAUCCAUUAUGGUCUUCUGGACAGCAUGCGUGGUGAUUUUCCCCUACAUCUUUGCCGAGAUUCGGGGUUGA
Messenger RNA from Penicillium cinerascens, 1428 nucleotides. It is a transcript of the gene erg1, whose product is annotated as squalene monooxygenase erg1. Gene Ontology annotation, molecular function: flavin adenine dinucleotide binding; squalene monooxygenase activity. Lineage: Eukaryota; Fungi; Ascomycota; Eurotiomycetes; Eurotiales; Aspergillaceae. The record is from RefSeq and is a predicted model, not a curated record. The coding region runs from base 1 to 1428 and encodes 475 amino acids. Gene Ontology annotation, biological process: ergosterol biosynthetic process. The transcript is spliced from 2 exons. Gene Ontology annotation, cellular component: membrane; endoplasmic reticulum.